Messenger RNA from Pogona vitticeps (central bearded dragon), 2011 nucleotides. Lineage: Eukaryota; Metazoa; Chordata; Lepidosauria; Squamata; Agamidae. The record is from RefSeq and is a predicted model, not a curated record.
CAUCUCUCCCGGCUGACAGGCAAGAGUCGGCGUUGGCAUGGGAGGGGGCGGGGAAAGCAGGACGGCGAAGCGGCCGUUGAAGCCCCCUCAUGAAGUCUAUGCCUCCCUCCCUGUUCUCCACUUUAUUUUAGCGUUCGCUUUCUCUCUCCCCCUUCCCCACACCUUUUCGCCCCUCUGCCGUCCCUUGUUGCUCCACAUGCCUCCUUUGGAAGUUGCUCCGCUUCUGCGUUAGACCCCCGUCUGUACUACACAGGUAUAAUGGCUACUUAUUGCAAGAGGAUGCUAGCAAUACUGUUUGCUUUUCAUGGAUUUCUGAUAGCAAGUGCUUACAAUGAUGAUGAUGAUGUACCUGAAGAAUGGCUUCUUCUCCAUGUGGUUCAUGGCCAGAUUGGUGCUGGAAACUAUAGCUACCUGAGGCUAAACCAUGAAGGGAAAAUAGUCCUUCAAAUGCAGAGUUUAAAAGGUGAUGCAGACUUGUAUGUAUCUGAUGUGACCCUUCACCCCAGUUUUGAUGAUUAUGAAUUACAAUCUGUAACAUGUGGCCAGGAUAUGGUUCAUGUGCCUGCACACUUUCACCGCCCAGUGGGAAUAGGGAUUUAUGGCCAUCCCUCUCAUCUGGAAAGUGAAUUUGAAAUAAAAGUGUUCUAUGAUCAAACAGUUGUGGAAUCUCCAUUUGGCGGUGGCUCAUAUAAUCCGGAAGACAUGGAAAUAAGCCGAAAGCAUCUUCAGUCAACAGAAGAUGAGUCUCGGGAUGAAGAAUCAGUCUUUUGGACUAUAUUGAUUGGAAUACUAAAAUUAAUACUUGAAAUACUCUUUUAGAUGUAUAUGCGGUUUACAUGGUCUUUUGAAUGCAAACUGUAAAACUGAAUUCAGGCUAUCUGAUGAAAAUUAAUAUUAGUGUUCUAUGAUGUGGGGGAAGAAAAAAAAGCCAUAACUAAUUUUGUAUUGAAAUGAUUUUGCAUAGCUACACUGUAGCAUGUAUAGUAUUUGUAGUUUUCUCCAAUCAGGGUCAUAGAUGAAUGUUAUAGUUCACUAUGACGUAAAAUAAAAUGUAAAUCCUAUAUAAUUUUUAUGAGAAUUUUAGGACUAUAAAGCUGCAUCACUACUACAUUUAAAUUAUAAAUUCUGCAUUACUUUCAGAUAGAGUAACAGCAGGUUCCAUUUUCAAAAGCAAAUAAUCCUUGUGAGAUGUUAAAGCCUUUAACAAAUAUUGCUGUGUAUCACAAUUUGUUGAAAAGAAAGGUGAGUUACAUUCCUUCACUGCUACUGCAGCAGGAAUUCACAAUGGCACGUUUUCAGUCUGCAUCUAUAUUUGUGCACAGGACAAACAGUAAGUUUCCAUCGUAAAUUCUGAAGAGUACACUUCACAUUAUUUCUAAUGUGGAACUAUUAGAAAAGUUUAAGGAGUAGAAAACAAGAGUAUUGGAAGCAUAUUCAACCAGGUACUUAAAAUUCUCAGUUUAGUCCAUUAUUCUGUAAAAAGACAAUCAUCCAAGGUAGUUAUUAUUUGCAGUAUCCUUCUAAAUUUAGAACUCCCCUUCUGGUAGUACCUUUUGAAAUAUUGUCCCAAAAUAUAACAGUCGUCUUAGUUCACUGGAGUUGACAAAGAUCUAAUUGCCCCUUUUCUUGUAGCUGAAAUAUGAUUGGUAUUAUUAAGAAAAGGAAAUUGGGCUGGAGGCUUUCUAGACCAUUUCUUAUUUUAAUUUAAUUCAAAUAUAUAUGUUUGCCAAGUUCAUAAAAUAUAUUUCUUGUGAAGUGUUCAGAAUAAUAGUCCUUUCCUUUGAGUGGGACAGAGAAUCCAAAUGAUUGCUAUGCAAUAAAUCUGUGCAGCGUUUUCCUCAUAGAAGUGACUGCUAUGUAGCCUUGAAUUGAUUGGACAAUUACAUGCCUAAAGAAUAAGGACAGAAUAUAAUCCUCUGCAUGGGACUACCAAUUAGAAGGAAAGCUGUGAACAGAAUGUACCCAAUAAUCUUCCCCACCAUACUAAAAUUAAAAAAUUUAUUUGGUGAAA